Molecule: messenger RNA, 3730 nt
Organism: Coregonus clupeaformis (lake whitefish)
Lineage: Eukaryota; Metazoa; Chordata; Actinopteri; Salmoniformes; Salmonidae
Product: disks large homolog 1-like
Exons: 24
Coding region: 674-3511 (945 amino acids)
Biological process (GO): chemical synaptic transmission; neurotransmitter receptor localization to postsynaptic specialization membrane
Cellular component (GO): neuromuscular junction; postsynaptic density membrane; neuron projection
Molecular function (GO): kinase binding
Source: RefSeq, a predicted model, not a curated record
GGAGGAUAGCGGGAAACGAGUAAUUCAGCACUCAGGAAGAAAAAUAUGAUUCAGCCUACUCACGAAUUAAUGCACAGACUGAACUUUCCGAUUUGUUACUUGACAUAUUUUGAUACUUUAAAAUGUACGUUUUCUCAUAUUUUUCAGGCGGCUAUAUUAAUUGCACAGUGCAGAGCAGGGCUUGCUGAGAAGCGGUUUGUUUAUGUUUAGUGUGUGAGAGUUGAUUGGAUACGAACGGGACAUACAGCAAUAGGAUCGUAGCUGUUGUUGGUAAACUGGUGUUAGAAUCUUGCCCUGCGCUGUCACUAUUGGCGGGUGUCAGUAAACGAACACUGUCAUUUAGCUAACAAACUGGUCGCAUUGCCAUUCACGUUACAGGGCAUCUGAAUAGGCUAUAAUCAAAAAAUAAAUAAUUCGGAUUCAUUGGAUGUAUUUAGUCUAGUAACAAAACAGUGCCUUUUGUAGCCUAUUGAACAGGCGGAGCUAUAGCGCACUUUGCGUUUUUGUGGAGAGAAGAGACUAGCUUCUAUUCAUGCUAAAACGGUGCAAAUUCCUUGGUUGCUCCUCUGUAGCUAAGGAUAUCUGAAGCAAGUAAGUGUAGGAUACUACACCCAACAUUAGCCUGCACGAAACAGUGCCUGCGUUUACUUUUCGGCUGCACUUGGGAGCUGUCAUGCAUAUACGAAAGAAAGAUGCCCAAAGAGCUUUACUGCUCAUGGAGGAAUACAAGAUGAAACUUGGACAGACAGAAGACCAACAACUCAUAGAGUCACUAGAAAGAGUCAUCAACAUCUUUCAGAGCAACCUCUUUCAAGUCUUGAUAGAUAUCCAGGAGUUUUAUGAAGCGACCUUACAGGACGGCCAGGCAUGUGUGGAGCUAUCCAAGCCAGCGGAGCCCCCUGCUCCCCCUGUCACCCUGUGGGACUUCUCCAGCCUGCCCUCCCCCUCCACCGCUGUCACCUCUGACACCCUGCCCAGCAGCCUUACACCCAGCAUAGAGAAGUACAGGAUUCAGGAUGAAGAUGGCUCAAACCCCCAGCAGGACCAAGGUCAGUCCCAGGCCUGUCCUCAGCACCCCUACCCUGGCUUGGAGGGCAGAGAGAGGGAGCUGCCGGGUAGCCACCACGGGACCCUCCGCAGCCACCAUGGAACCCUGGACGGGCACCACCAGAGCAGGGGAGAGCGAGAGGGCAGGGAGGGCAGGGGGGAGGGACGGCCAGAGCUGGUCCAGGUAUCAGAGAAGAACCUGUCCCGAAUAGAGUACGUCCACGGAUACGUCUCCCAUGCACACAUCUCCCCUAUGAAGGCGAACCCACCUCCAGUGGUGGUCAACACAGACAGCUUGGACACCCCAACAUACGUGAAUGGAACAGAAGCAGAUUAUGAGUAUGAGGAGAUCACUCUGGAACGGGGUAACUCGGGGUUGGGCUUCAGUAUUGCGGGGGGGACAGAUAACCCCCACAUCGGAGAAGACCCCAGCAUCUUCAUCACCAAGAUCAUCCCUGGAGGAGCUGCAGCUCAGGACGGAUGCCUCAGAGUGAAUGACUGUAUCUUGAGAGUAAACGAGGCAGACGUGAAGGAUGUGACCCACAGUAAGGCCGUGGAGGCCCUGAAGGAGGCCGGCUGCAUCGUCAGGCUCUACAUCCGCAGGAGAAAAGCCCUCUCAGAGAAGAUAAUGGAGCUCAAACUAGUCAAAGGUCCUAAAGGGCUAGGGUUCAGUAUUGCGGGGGGAGUAGGGAACCAGCACAUUCCAGGCGACAACAGCAUCUAUGUCACCAAGAUCAUCGAGGGAGGGGCUGCACACAAAGACGGGAGGCUGCAAAUAGGAGACAAACUAUUGGCUGUAAACAGCGCUGGUCUUCAGGAGGUGAGUCACGAGGAUGCCGUGGCGGCCUUGAAAAACACCCCCGAUGUGGUUUACUUGAAAGUGGCGAAACCCACCAGUGUCUUCAUGAAUGACAGCUUCGCUCCCCCCGACAUCACCAACUCAUAUUCCCCUGACAAGGACAACCAUAUCAGCCCGUCCAACUACCUUAGCCAGCCCCGUACCCCCGCCACGCCUGGACGCUACUCACCCAUCCACAAGAGCAUGCUGGGAGACGACGAGGUCACAAGGGAGCGCAGGAAGGUGGUGUUACACCGUGGAUCUACAGGCCUGGGUUUUAACAUAGUAGGAGGAGAGGAUGGAGAGGGAAUCUUUAUCUCCUUCAUCCUGGCUGGUGGACCUGCUGACCUCUGUGGAGAGUUCCGGAAAGGAGACCGCAUCAUCUCAGUGAACGGGGUUGACCUCCGCAGUGCGACCCAUGAGCAGGCUGCUGCAGCUCUGAAGAACGCUGGACAGACGGUCACCAUCGUAGCCCAGUACAGGCCAGAGGAGUACACUCAGUUUGAAGCCAAAAUCCAUGAUCUUCGGGAGCAGAUGAUGAACAGUAAUAUCAGCUCGGGCUCUGGCUCUCUACGGACCAGCCAAAAGAGAACACUCUACGUCAGGGCUCUGUUUGACUAUAACAGGACAAAGGACUCUGGGAUGCCCAGCCAGGGGCUUAACUUUCACUUCGGAGACAUCCUUCACGUGAUGAACGCCUCCGAUGACGAGUGGUGGCAGGCGAGGCAGGUGACCCACGAAGGAGAGGGAGAUGAGGUCGGAGUCAUCCCCAGCAGGAGGAGGGUAGAGAAAAAAGAGAGAGAGCGGUUAAAGACUGUCAAAUUCAAUGCCCGGUCUCAAGACAAAGGGUCAUUCAAUGACAAGCGUAAAAAGAACCUAUUUUCCCGAAAGUUCCCUUUCUACAACAAGAGCAAGGAGCACAGCGAGCAGGAAACAAGUGAUGUCGACCAGCAUGUAACCUCUAAUGCCAGCGAUAGUGAAAGUAGUUACCGUAGCCAGGAGGAGUACGUCCUGUCCUACGAGCCAGUCACACAGCAGGAAGUGAACUACACACGGCCCGUCAUCAUCCUGGGGCCAAUGAAAGACCGCAUCAAUGAUGAUCUCAUCUCAGAGUUCCCCGACAAAUUUAGGUCCUGUGUCCCACACACGACCAGACUAAAGAGGGAUGACGAGGUGGAUGCCAGAGACUACCAUUUUGUGAUGUCCAGGGAGCAGAUGGAGAAAGACAUCCAGGACCACAAGUUCAUCGAGGCAGGCCAGUACAACAACCACCUCUAUGGAACCAGCGUCCAGUCUGUACGGGAGGUCGCUGAGAAGGGGAAGCAUUGCAUCCUGGAUGUUUCAGGCAACGCCAUCAAACGACUACAGUCGACCAUGCUCUACCCCAUCGCUAUUUUUGUCAAGCCCAAGUCUGUGGAGAAUAUCCUAGAGAUUAAUAAGAGGCUAACAGAGGACCAGGGGAGGAAGAUGUUUGACAGAGCCAUGAAACUGAAGCAGGAGUUCACUGAGCACUUCACUGCUAUAGUCCAGGGGGACUCUCUGGAGGAGAUCUACAACACAGUGAAAAUCAUCAUCGAGGAGCAGUCAGGACCCUUCAUCUGGGUUCCUGCCAAGGAGAAGUUGUGAAAGGAGGACAGAAGAGAUUACCCUUAUUUUCUUUAAGUGGUCUUCAUAUCGUCUCUGGUUUUACAUGUCUUCUUAUUUGUUUAAUGUUUACCAACCUGGCCUGCUGUGAUCGCUGGCCCUCUUGCCCAGACCUUAGGACCCCUCUCCUACACACACACCUCUCCAUCUUUCACUCACUCUCUCACAUACACACACAAUUAUUUAACGCUGUCUGUCUCU